Messenger RNA from Stylonychia lemnae, 1455 nucleotides. Lineage: Eukaryota; Ciliophora; Spirotrichea; Sporadotrichida; Oxytrichidae. The record is from the annotation of a GenBank genome assembly.
AUGGGAAAAUUCACUCAAAACUACUCGACUUUGAUGUGCUCAGUGGCCCUGUUGUCUUGUCUCCUGAACAUUAGCCUGUCUGAAGCAAGACUACAAAUAAUGAGUCCUGUGAACCUGCAGUCUAAAUUUAUCAGUAAGUCUCACUGUGUAUUUAUCUUUAUAGAUGGAACCAUUCCAGCUAGCUAUGCAAACUUUGGAUAUAUUCCCUACGGACAUUCAAUUAUCGGCAAGAUAUACUACGAUGAAAACAAUUUAAAGGGGUGUAAUGAGCUUUAAAAGAUCCAGUUCUCAACUGACUAGGAUGGCGAUAUUACUCCGUUCUACAUACUUGAAAGAGGUGACUGCUCGUUUGUUAAGAAAGUGAGGAACAUGGAGAAUAUUGGCGUGGCUGUGGGUAUCAUAAUCAAUGACAGUGACGACGAUGUCAACAAUAUUGUUCUGAGCGAUGAUGGCACUGGUGGAGGACUCCGCAUCCCCACUAUGCUGAUAGGCUAGACUGAGGGAAAGAAACUUCUAGACUUUAUGAGGCGCGGCACUCAGCAGGAAAUAGAUCAAAUCGCUAUUAUGGCUGAGUUCAAGAUGGACAAGCCAGACGACAGAGUUGAAUAUGAUCUGUGGUUUACAUCUUCCAGUGAUAGAGCUCUUGAUUUUAUUUCUGACUUCAAAGAGUAUGACUAGAAAUUUGGCGAAAAAGUGCUCUUUACUCCUCACUACGUUUUCUGGAAAUGCCCAUAUUGCGAGACUGCAUAUUUAAAGAAUGAUUGCUAUUCCAAAGGCAAAUAUUGCGCAGUAGAAGCAUCUAAUAAUGACAUUAAGGGAAGAGAGAUCAUUCUUGAAGAUUUGAGAUAAGUUUGCCUAUAUAAGCAUACCUAUGAAGAAUAGUAGGACAGAUUGACCUGGUGGAAGUAUAUUGAGCAUGUGCAUCAAAAUUGCUAUAACGUGAUUAAUGAGGAUUGCUCAAAGUCAGCUCAUGAUAAACUUGGUUUAGACUUCCUCAAGACUCAGGGAUGUGUGAUUAAUUCCUUCUCUUCAAAUGAUUGGGAAUCACCAGACACCGUAAACCAUAUUAUUGACAACGAAAUCUAAUACUGGAAAGAUUAUGGCUCAGGAGUUUUCCCAUCAAUAGUUAUUAAUAACAGAACAUACAGAGGAUAAAUUGAGUCACUUGCAGUCUUUAAUGCUCUAUGUUCCGGCUUCGCUACUCCUCCUCGUAUGUGUCAAAACCUCUUGAAUUCCAAUCAGCCAGACUUCAUUCCCAUUCAGGAUGGGAUCAAGCCAGGGGUUAUUGUACUAAUCGUAGUUGGCCUAAUUUUAAUAAACGUGAUCAUUGUUUACUGUUUCAGAAGACAUGCUAAGCGAGAAAUGCAAGGUGAAAUGCAAAUGUAAAUAGAGAGUGCAGUCAGCCAGUACUUUGCUUUAUCACAGAAGGACGGCGGUAGACCCUACGUAAAAUGA